AUGUUCCCUAACUCGCCGAACAGGCGGUUCGUCAUCCGCCAGGACCUCCUUGACCAGAUAGUCGCCUGCCUCCAGCCAGGUUCGGACGACGUCUCUUCGAAAUCGCUCGCAUUGCAUGGAAUUGGAGGUGUUGGCAAGACGCAGACUGCGCUCCAGUACGCUUGUACUGCAAGGGAAAAGCAGUGGUACGAUGCCAUCCUGUGGAUCUCGGCCGAGUCCUAUGACCCUAGGGUCCUGGUAAAGGAAUGGCUCGCCGAGACCUCGCUCCGCUGGCUUAUUGUGUUCAACAAUGCCGACGAUCUCGAAGUCCUUCAGCACUCUUGGGCUACUGGAGCCACCGGCUCUGCUCUCAUCACUACUCGAGACUUCAACGCGUCUCUCCACCCGGCUUCUCACGGAAUCCAUGAAUUCCUCUAUGGCCCGGAUAACCAAUCCCUCACCCUCGCCAAAGAUCUGUCUGACGCUCUUGGCGGGCUUCCCCUGGCCCUGAACCAAGCGUCGACCUACAUGCAGCAGUCCAGACUGAGCAUCGAUGAUCAGCUCUCGCUGCCCGAGUGGGAGAAGUACUUCAACCUCUCCGCCAAGCUCCUCUGCCGCCUGUUUCCGUCGUCCUGGUCCGACGAGACGCAGGGCUACGUCUACACGCUUUGGGGCAGAUGCUCGCGGUGUCUGCCCCACGUCCUGAACCUCUCUGCCCGGGCCACGGGCAGCAGGAUGCCGCGUGCGCUGAAGCCGGGGUCAGACUACAUCGAGCUUCUUUUGCGAGCACCUUGGCCGGCAUUCACAGUGCACUACCACACUUACUAG
Molecule: messenger RNA, 807 nt
Organism: Lasiosphaeria miniovina
Lineage: Eukaryota; Fungi; Ascomycota; Sordariomycetes; Sordariales; Lasiosphaeriaceae
Product: P-loop containing nucleoside triphosphate hydrolase protein
Exons: 5
Coding region: 1-807 (268 amino acids)
Source: RefSeq, a predicted model, not a curated record